AUGGACCCGCUGGCACAAUAUAAGACCUCCAUACAGAACCGACUGGAUAGUGCGGAUGUUUUGGUAUCAAAAUUGGUACAUGAAAACCGCAUGCUGGCGCAAGAAACAGAGAAUAAGGAUGAAGAGAUAAAAGCAUUGAAACAGCAACUGGAGUCCGUCAAAAGGCGCAACGAAGAUGAUGAAAAACGAGCAAAUGUAGCAGAAGAAGAGGCCGAAAUCGUGCGGGACUUGUUUGAGCAUUUGUGUGGAGUCAGGGUUCACAAAUCUUACGAGGACGAUACGGGACUCUGGUUUGACACAUCGCAAGGAGGAAAAUUUGGCGUGAUGGAUUAUAAACUUGGUUUUGUCAGAGCCGAGGGCGAAACGGAGGGUACUGAGGUGGUUUACGUGCCGCUUCUGAAGCAAAGAAGUGCAGAAGAGCUUCAAUUGCUGCAGAAACAGCUACCUGGUUAUCUCUUCGAUACAUUGAGUUUCCCACUCAGAUCUCUUAACCAGUUUUACAUGAAACUAAGCAAAUGUCUGGGUAAGGCUGAAAAAACAUCUGAAUAG
This is a messenger RNA of Lachancea sp. 'fantastica', 549 nucleotides long. NCBI's taxonomy places the organism in Eukaryota, Fungi, Ascomycota, Saccharomycetes, Saccharomycetales, Saccharomycetaceae. The record is from the annotation of a GenBank genome assembly.